GCCCGGAUGCGAGCUCCAGGAUGCGGAUCGUGACCCGGAAGUUGUUUAUCCGAGCUGGAGAGACGGAGUUAGGAGGCAGUUUGUUUGUGCGUUGGUGUUAAGACAGUUUGUAUAUUUCCGCAGAUGUGACACAGGCGCGGAUAUAAUCUCCCAGGCCGAAGGACGCCGAAAUCUACCGCGCUGUAAGAACUCUGUUUCGACUUUUGAAGGCCGUAUUUUUGGGCUUUUUACACAAUGAAUCCGUCUGGGCUUUUCGGCAGAACACAAGGCGGAGCGUUUCAGUCUCCGGGCGCCCCGACCUCGGGGCUCUUUUCCUUCGGCCAGCAGAACGCCCCUUUCGUGCAGCCGCCUGCCCUCGGCCAGGGCACCGGCCAGACCUCGCUCUUCAGUACAUCGUCUGCCUUCGGCCAGACCGGAUCCCUUUUCGGGCAGCCUGGCGGGACGGCGUCUGGACAGGCCCCGACCUUCGGCAUGCCCGGUUCUGGGAGUCAGACCCCGUCGUUUGUACAGAGCGACACCAGGUUCGGCCCGCCGCCCUCCUUCGGGCAGCCGGCCGGGGUCGGUCAGAGCUCUGUCUUUAACCAGAACUCGGCUUUUCCCCAGACCUCUGCCUUCGGACAGACCGGCGGAUUUGCUCAGCACACACCCGGCUUCGGCGGCUCUAACGCUAUCUCCGCCUCCUCUGUUCCCCCCUCCUCGGGGUCUAGUCAACCACUGAGAUUCGGACAGUUGUCCACAGGGUCUUCUUCGGUAUUCUCCCCUGGAAGCGUUCAGGGCCGCGGAUUUAGCACCUCAGAGUUCAGCUUCAAGCCGUCAGACGCAGCUGUGUUCAAACCUAUUUAUAGCGCCAGUCCUGAACCGGCUGUAUCCCAGGCUGUGUCCGAGUCUUUUGGUUCCAGCCCAUCCAGCACCACCGCUACCAGUAUGGACAGCAGUGGGCCUGCUCCUGCUGCCUCUGGGUUCCUUUCUGGAGCAUUAGGUUUUAGCUUCUCGCAGCCCAUCGCAGUGUCCAGCAGCAUCCUCCCCACCAAAGAUGCACAUCCCAGCACCACCCAGGAGUUCAGCUUCUCGAAACCAGCAGCACCCUCCGUUGGUGCUGGCAGUGGCCUGGGUGGGGGGACCUCCCAGGCCGCCUCUGUCUCCAGGUACUCUGCCUCUAGCCUCCAUGAGCCCCGGCCACUGUUUGGUGCUGUCAGCUUUGGUCCGCUAAAACCCAAGACUGACGCUGGGGUUGUGUCUGGUGAGGUCCGUGAGGGGGAGAAUGCAGGGGAGGCAGCGGCUAAGGGUACCAAGCGGAAGGAGGAGAUGGUGGAGCAUUUAUCAGAGGAGCCCCAAGUUGGUGCUGACUCCGCCCCCAGGCACCCUCCCAAGAGGCCCCUGGUCCGGGGCCGGGGGCCUGUCAGCAGCAUCUUUCGCAGUGCCUUGACCAGCAUCCUGAAGACACCGGCCCUACAGACCCGGCGAGAGCCGAAGAGGAGUGAGGAGCCACAGCCAGACUGGGGGGAGGCGGAGCACCAGGGUUCGAUGGCACCGACCACCAGCCACUCACCCUCAACGCCGCCAAGGUCACAGGCCCCAACCCGGGAGGUCCUUGAGAGGGCGGAGGAGUUGGAUCCCGAAACUGAGGCAGCAUCAACAGUGAGACGUGCCCGCCGCCUGGACAGCACAGACAGCCUGGGGGGGAUGUCACCCUCCGAAGCCAUGGUGCUCCAAUGCAAGAACAUUCCAGCCAGUCUUAACAGCAAGGACAUCCUGGGGGAACAUUUCCGCCAGUUCGGACGUGUGCAGCGGAUCUUCUGCAGGCCCCAGAAGAACCUGGCCAUAGUGCACUUCCACGACCAUGCUUCUGCUGCCAAAGCCAAGAAGAAGGGCAAACUGCUGCGCAGGCAUGAGCUCACCCUCUUCUGGCAGAGGAAGAAGCAGAGUCCAGGAGAGAAGGGCCAAAGGCCUCCAGAUGACCCUGAUCCUCAGAGCCAGGCAGGAGGCUUUGAGUCAGCCCCUGUCUGCAAAGCCCUCUCCAAAUCCACCUCCGGCUGGUCCUCCAGCUCAUCCCUAUCCAGAGGGUCACCAGCCAAGAAACCCCUGGCGACAAAGGCCCUGCAGUUUGAGAGUGAGCCGCAGAUGGAGCCCAGCCCAGACGGCCUCGAAUCCGAACAUCUAGCCAGCAGCCUCCCCUCUUCCCUCUUCCACCUGAUUGGCCAGGUAGCUGAAACCGCAGAGGAGAAGUAUCGUCUGCUAGAGCAGCGGGACAAGAUCCUGCGACAGGCUCGGCCCAAGAGGACCGACCUGGAUCUGUCCAAGGUGUUUGUGGGUACGUGUCCUGACAUGUGUCCGGAGAAGGAGCGUUACAUGAGGGAGACCCGGAACCAACUGAGCUCUUUUGAGGUCAUCCCCAACACGGAGAAGGUGGACCACACUGCUGCCAUUAAGGAGUACAGCAGGUCCUCUGCUGACCAGGAGGAGCCCCUCCCCCAUGAACUGCGGCCCCUUACUGUGCUGAACAUGACCAUGAACUACCUGGUUACCCAGGUCAUGGACCAGGGUGAGGACAACUACCGUGACUGGUAUGACUUUGUGUGGAACCGCACACGAGGUAUCCGGAAGGAUAUCACUCAGCAGCACCUGUGCGACCCGCUUACGGUGUCCCUUAUUGAAAAGUGCGCCCGCUUCCACAUCCACUGCGCACACCACCUGUGCCAGGAGCCCAUGAUGUCCUUUGAUGCUAAGAUCAACAAUGAAAACCUGACCAAAUGCCUGCAGAGCCUCAAGGAGAUGUACCAGGACCUGGCCAGCAAGAACAUCUACUGCCCUCAUGAGGCAGAGUUUCGGCAGUACAGCGUGCUCCUGAAGCUCAAUGAUGGAGACAUCCUCCGGGAGGUGCAGCAAUUCCGGGCGGAGCUCCGAAACUCUCCGGAGGUGAAGUUUGCCGUCCAGGCCUUUGCCGCUGUCAACAGCAACAACUUCGUGAGGUUCUUCAAGCUGGUCAAGGUGGCCUCGUAUCUGGCUGGUUGCAUCUUGCACCGCUACUUCGACCAGGUGCGCCGUGAGGCUCUGCGGGCCCUGAAUGUGGCCUACAUCUCCCGUGGUUCCACCACAUUCCCGGUCGAAGACCUGGUCCGGAUGCUCAUGUUCCAGAAUGCCGGCGAGGCUUCGGACCUCGCGCUGCAGUAUGGGCUCGCGGUCGAUGCAGGCAUGGUGGAGCUAAGCCGGACAGCGUACCAGGAGCCUGAGAUCCAGCCACGUCCAAAGCGCUCUGUGGCCAUCGCAAGGAAGCGGGAGGUGCUGGUGGGCCAAGUGGUCAACGGCGCGCCACUGCCCAACCCACCCCAACACACACCCGUCAACAGCUUUGACAGCCGCAACAAGUACCGUGGGGAUGGGCAGCCAGCGGAGGCAGGCAGUGUGCCCAGGGCUGCAGCCUCCCCUCAGAGGCCCCCCAUUGAGCUGGAUGCGCGGGCCCUCCAGCACCGAUCCAAGAUGCCGAGCGACCCAGCGGAGUCAGCUGGCCUCCCUGGUAGAGAGGAGAGUGGAGCACUUGGGGCAUCUCCGUCGGAGGCACCACCAGUCGCCCCACCUACGCCUCCCCCACCGGAGCCCGUUUACACAGAGCAGGACAUCGCCACGGAGGUAGAGGCCAUGCUGGAGGAGGUAGUGCAGGCCGAGGUGGCUGACGUGGCUGCCACCGGAGCCGAGUACAUCUCUGCUGCACUCAGCAUGUGCAACGGCCAGGUGGAGGCAGUGCUGAGUGAGGUGGUGGAGCAGAUGCUGCGGGAGGUUUCUGCUGCCGAGAUCCAGGCAGAGAGGGAGCAUAUCGCUGAGGAGAAGCGCAGGAUGGAGGAAGCCAGGAGAAAGCAGGAACACGAGGAGCUCCUGGCCCGGCUCAGCAAGACACUGUGUGCCGAGAUCACACAGGAGGUGCUGCGCGACUGCAUCGUGGAGACUGCCUCAACAGAGAUCAGGCGUGCCCAAGAAGAGCAGGCAGAAUGUGUGGCUCGCAGCUCACAAGACGUGUGUGAGGUACUGCUGGAGGAGACGCUGUGUGGUGAGCUCACCCUGCUGGCCCAAGACGUCCUGGAAGCAGAGCUUCUGAGUAUACGCAGGUUCAUCAAAAGGUGGCGUGAUGUGGUGGCCGUGCGCAGGCAGCUGAAGCGACAGAUGCGUGAUUUUCCUGCUGCCCCUGGCUGUGUGGACCCCCGCUUCAGGCUGCAGGCCUUGGCCCCCAGUGCCCCCCCCUCACCCUGCCUGGACAGGCUGGCCCGGGGCGUGGUCAACCUGGGGCACGCUGGGGACCUCUCUGUUUCCUGCACCAGGUUGGCGAAGAUGCGAAGGGAAACCGAGCAUCAGAUGAAGGUCCACUUGUUCUACCAGCAGCUCCUGAGCGAAUCUGUGUGGGGGCCACUGGACCUGCUCAGUCUGGUGGCAGCAAGCGUCUCGAACCCAUCUGACACAAUCUUCUGGAAGGCAGCCCUCUUGUUGCCAAGUGAUCAUGAAAGAGAUGCCAGUGUUGCUAACCAGAUUUUGACAGAAUGGCUGGAGUCCAAAUUCGGUAACUCGGAGAAGCAAGAACACAGGGAGAUGGUCCCCAACGGACACAUGCAAACCUUGAGCAUCAGCAGCGGCCUGCGGAGCGUGGGGGAGCGCAUGCACACAGUGCACGUGUGUGUGAAGGUGGCCCGCGGGCCCCUCAGCGAGGAAGGCCAGUUGGCAUUGGAGAAGCGGAAGGAGCUGAUGGGCAUGGGCGCCCUGCUGAUGCUGCUGCCCUCGGCAGUCAGUCCCGGGGCUGAUGAGGAAGACGGGGACAUCUUCCUGUUAUCCGCCCUGCUGCAACUCCGGCAGAUCCAGCAGGCUAAUGCCUGGCCACAGGCCCUUCCUCUGGUGGUGGUGGUCCCAGGGCAGGCUGGGCACAGGGCCAGCGAUGAACGGCUAGAGGAAGACCUGAUGCUUCAGACACUCAUUGAGGAAGGUUUGAUUUCAGAGUACAUGUUCGUCCAUAUCCCCGAGACCACGAACGAACCCCAAGGAUCCGAGCAGAUCCGCCAUGCCGUCAGGUGGCUCGCUGCCCGCUCCACGGCACCAGCCCGGCUCGUCUCGCAGACGUUGGUGCAGGUUGUGGAGGCCGGGCUCUGCCGCGAGUUUGCUGGUAGGCUUCACCGUGAUCGGAGGGACCGUGACAUGGCGGGACUGCCCUCCCAGGGCCCUGCACCCGUCAUCGGCCUCUACAACACUGUCCUGGCUUUCUUGGCUGGCCUUGUGUCGUCCCCGAGUCUGGCUGGCCUCUCCUGGCCCGUGGCAGAGUUCUCGGUGCCAGGGGGUGGUGACUGCCUACCACAUCUGCUCUGGAACUCGGCUGAGCACCUGGAGUGGCUCCAGGGGGCAGUCCUGAGCCUGCGGCUGCCCGACUGGCUGCUGCCAGCCGUGGGGGCUCCUUGGAGCCAGCUGGUUGCCUCCAUCUUCCAGUACGUAUCUCAAAUGCCAUGGUCCCGCCACAGCCAGCCACUCCUUAUGUCCCAGUUGGAGAACCUUUUGGAGAGGCUGCGUCAGGACUGUGUGGGCCGAGGUGGGGGGCCGGACAAGGAGCCCACUUUCUGGGAGGUGCCCUGGGACGAAAUUGUCAUGCUCUGUGUAGAGCACCAACUCCGGGACUGGAACCCUCCUGGGUGCCCCGUGAGUGAAGAUGUCAUCAGUGACGACGGAGAAAUCCCGGUGUAUUUCCUGAGCGAUGGGCUGCAGGGCUUCAUACCGCCGUCCUGCUGGGUGGAUGCCGUAAAGCAGACGCACAGGGACAAGCAGCAGGGGAAGGCAGGGUGUCACCAGAGCAUGUGGCCUCAUCCUCGACUGGCCAGGCCACGUCUUCAACAGAAGCUGUUUCACAGCAUGGUUGAGGACCCUGAGUCCGGAUCCGGUGUUGCCCCUGUUUUGGAUGCUGCCUCCAGCCCCCAGGACCUCCUGGCUCGCAUUGAGGAGGAGAAAGAACAGAGCCGCAGGUUCGAGGACCAGCUGCGUACCUGGCUUGACGUCGAGUCCCUGGGCCCUUCCUCUUCCUCCUCACCACUUUUCUUGCCUUCUUCGUUACUGUCUGUACCGGAGAUCGUAGUGCCCUCCCCAAAGAUGGCUGCCCCACCUGCACUUGCCCUGCAGAAGGAGCGCAGUGUCCGCAGUGACCAGCCCAGGGGAGCUGCCAGUUCAAUGGCGAGGCGUCUACAGGAGCUGGAGCAGCUGAUCUCUGCAAGCCGGGAGGAGGAGCUCGCAUGUGAGCUGAAGCUAAGCUGCCUUCUGGACAUUGUUGAUGACUGAGUGUCAUGUGACCCACCUGAUGUCUGCCGUUGGCUGCCACAAGUUGUCUCUCUUAUGCUUGAUUUCUGCAGUAUAUUUAGUUGUGUGGUACUUGUGCAUAAAUUGCUUUGAAGAGUAUGAUGUACAGUAAUUUACACAACAUUGGGAGUGUUGUAACUGGGGGAAAAACAUGUCAUAGGAAAUGGACAGUUUUUUAGGGUUUUUUUUUGUGCAAAUUUUAAAUAUUAAAAUGUUAUUGUAUUUAGAAACCCAUGGCUGUUUGUUUUUUUUCCAUCAUGAAACUUUGUUUAUUGUACUUUUAAAUUGAAUCACAAUUUGCUGCAGAAUCUUUAAAACCUGUGACGUUAUUUGCCCAUAUUAGACACUCAUACGUGGGGUUGUUACUGCUGUUUCUUUAACCUUGUGUAUUGUUGGUCAAAAUUAACAAUUUAGGUAAUAUCUGCAUUGUACACCAUUGCAAAAGUAUGUCUUUUUUUAGAUUCUUAAAGAAAUGUCAUGCAGCUCAAUUAUAUAUUCAUGUAAUUGAACUGAAGAUCACAGCAGUUCACUAAGCAGUCUGCCACUGAGUUCUUUUUAUAAACUGGCUGGCUGGUUUUUAAGAAAAUAUGCCCGUGGAUGCCCUACAGGUGGCAGCAGGGAGCCAUCUGCAUAUGUACAGACAGUCUGCUGGUUAAGAAUAUUCGACUGACUUGAUGUAGCUAAGAUAUUUUGCAUUUAAAAGCAGAUGGCCAUAGAUCCUAUCAUACUAAUUUAGUUUAAAACUAUUUUUAAUAUCAAACAUAUGCAUUACUUUAUGAUGCUCAUGAAAACAUCACCCUGCUUUAUUCUUUCGUGGGCUUGAGGUACAGUACUGUAUGCAGUUAUUUUUAAUAUUACUGUACUAUAAUGUUCUGUAGUAUUACUCUUCUCACACCAAUAAAUUUGACUUUAAGACUGA
This is a messenger RNA of Brienomyrus brachyistius, 7231 nucleotides long. Its product is annotated as germinal-center associated nuclear protein-like. Gene Ontology annotation, biological process: mRNA export from nucleus. Gene Ontology annotation, cellular component: transcription export complex 2; nucleus; cytoplasm. The transcript has 28 exons. The record is from RefSeq and is a predicted model, not a curated record. Gene Ontology annotation, molecular function: RNA binding. Bases 235 to 6294 code for a protein of 2019 amino acids. Lineage: Eukaryota; Metazoa; Chordata; Actinopteri; Osteoglossiformes; Mormyridae.